AUGAUAAUGAAAUACUAAAAUGUAGAAAUGUGAAAAAUGUAGAAAUAUGUGUACUAUUUAUUGCGAUCCUUAGAUCAUUCUAUAUACAUAUUCAUCUGCCAAGUGUAGAAUAAUGAAUCAAAAACAUUUUAGUGAUAAAUAACCGGUCCUUCUUUUUUUUUUCUUUUGAUAUAUAUGCCAUUCCCUUUCAAAAAACAAAACUAAUGUAUAUGCAAAGAAAAUAAUGAAAGUGAUUCCACGAGAAACUAAUUAACUGGCAAAGUGGGAACAGUGCAAAGGACCCAAAAUAUUGGCAAUUAUACGCACUUACGUAAACAAAUAUUCCAUGAACUAAAUUAAAAGAAACUUGAUAGAAAGCAAAAAUCUAACCAGUAGUCAUUCUACCCAACAGUGUCGGUUUAUCGUGAGUUCGUGACUCAUUAUUCAUUUACAUAUAUAGUUUAUACUUUUAUAGAACAAAGUAUUAGAAAGAAUUCGAUGCAUGAACCCCUCUCCUGGAGUUAGGCGACCUUACAUAAACUAUCCAAACUCCGCAAAAAUUUAUAAUACGAAAAAUUUCAGCCAUAACUAGAACAGUAAAAACCAGUGUGACCAUUUAAAUUUCUGUUUUUUUUUUAAUGAAUGUAAUUUAUUCAAUCAGUGCAACUGUUUUUUGUUUGUGUCAAAGAAUAAAAAAAUCUGAACUAAUAAAAAAUCUGAUCACUUGGUUUGGGACAAAACAGUGAUAGUAUUUUGAGGCUCACCGUUUUAUCUACAAACUUUGUCAAGCAGAUUACAAAAUUUCAAUUUUUUUAUUAUUUCUAAAUAAACAAAAAAUAUUGAAUAAAGCAUUAUUGCCUUUACGUCAACAAUGGCUUUAUUUUCUAUUUUUCUGAAACACAACUUAUUUUUCAUAACGAAUUAAACAUUGUCUGGUUACAUCAUAGAGAGGAGUUAAAAUUAACUCUACAAACAUUAUGAUUUUGUCCUAAAACAACAUGCAUAAGGAUGGGCCUGGCCUUAUGUUGAUAAAAUAACAGUGCAUUUUUAUGAGGAAGACAUGUAUGGUAAUUGACAUGACAAUGGGUAUAUAGUGUUGUAAAAAAAAAGGUAUAUAGUGAAGAACCAAAUGUCUACUUCCAUAAUUAUACGUUUUAAGAUUCAGGAAAAUGAAUCGUGCAUUCGAGUUCGAUUAAAGCAAUUUUGUUUAUUUAGUUAGGCUAUGUGAAAAUCAAAUACGUAUUCUCAAAUGUGUAGAUUGACUGUUUUGUGCAUCUUUUUUGGUUCAGUUGAUAAGGUAGAGAUAUUGGCCCCGUAAAUUCAGGGUAGGGUAUACCAGCUUUAUACACAAUAUACACUAACAUAUACGUAUAAGUUUCGUAGGGAGAAUAAUAAUCACAUCACAUCACAUUCUUUUGUCGUUGGCCCUAUAUAAAGAGAGAUAAACCAUGACAAUCAUAACAAAUCAUUCAACUGGAACAAACCUCACCAUAUCUCUAUUGCUACUACUCUCAAAUAUAAUCAAAUCAGAGAAAGAGGGAGAUUGUUGAUCUUAAGUUAGUAGCUAGGAUGCAGGAAGUAAAGAAUAGGGGUUGUAUGGAGAAGGCAAGGCCAUUCAUUUCAAUGGUAUUGUUGCAAGUAGGACUAGCAGGAAUGGACAUUCUCUCAAAAGCUGUCUUAAACAAAGGCAUGAGCAAUUACGUCCUUGUUGUUUACCGUCAUGCCGUUGCUACCGUGGUUAUGGCCCCGUUUGCCUUAUAUUUCGACAAGAAGGUAAGACCAGAGAUGACGUUAAUGAUAUUCUUCAAGAUCACACUUCUUGGUUUACUUGAGCCAGUGAUCGAUCAAAACUUAUACUACCUGGGGAUGAAAUAUACAACGGCUACAUUUGCAACCGCCAUGUACAAUGUCUUACCUGCAAUCACGUUCGUCCUUGCCUAUAUAUUCGGCCUUGAAAGAGUGAAACUAAGGUGCAUCAGGAGCGCCGGUAAGGUGAUUGGAACAUUGGCUACAGUUGGAGGAGCCAUGAUUAUGACUCUUGUAAAAGGUCCAGUUCUAGACCUCUUCUGGACCAAAGUAGCCUCAGCACAAAACACAGAUGGGACCGAUAUUCAUAGUGCUAUCAAAGGCGCAGUUUUGGUCACAAUUGGUUGUUUCAGCUAUGCAUGUUUCAUGAUUCUCCAAGCUGUCACGUUGAGGACUUAUCCAGCUGAACUCUCACUCACAGCAUGGAUAUGUUUGAUGGGAACAAUAGAAGGAACUGCCGUGGCAUUAGUGAUGGAGAAAGGAAACCCUGGCGCGUGGGCCAUUGGUUGGGACACUAAACUUCUAACAUCUACCUACAGUGGGAUAGUGUGCUCGGCGAUUGCAUACUAUGUUGGAGGACUGGUGAUGAAAACCAGAGGCCCUGUGUUUGUAACAGCUUUUAGUCCUCUUUGCAUGAUCAUAGUAGCGAUUAUGUCAACUGUCAUUUUUGCUGAGCAGAUGUACCUGGGAAGGGUUCUUGGUGCGGCGGUUAUAUGUGCAGGACUUUACCUUGUGAUAUGGGGCAAAGGAAAAGAUUAUGAAUUUUCUUCCAUGCCGCAGCUAAAUGAUGAAUCAACACAACCAAAAUUGGAACUAAGCAGAAACGGGGAAGAUAGUGUAAAUCAUGAAGUCAUUACUAUCAACAAUCAAGGAUAACAAAGGAGAACACAUUUGAAGAAACAGUCUAAUUGUAAUACAAUGUGGGCACAAUAUGUCUUGCGUGGAGGAGACGAGACGGAUACCACUUUCAUAUGUUGUUCACUA
Brassica rapa (field mustard) is the source of this 2769-nucleotide messenger RNA. Its product is annotated as WAT1-related protein At2g37460. The record is from RefSeq and is a predicted model, not a curated record. Gene Ontology annotation, molecular function: transmembrane transporter activity. NCBI's taxonomy places the organism in Eukaryota, Viridiplantae, Streptophyta, Magnoliopsida, Brassicales, Brassicaceae. Gene Ontology annotation, cellular component: membrane.